AUGGCUGUCGGCGAAUUAGUGAAGAAGCAGUUCACUGCGACUAAACUAAUAUUCCAUGUCUUAUUUUGGGGGGUUCAUUGGUUCUUCUUUGGUUACGGAUGGUGGAAACAGGCCAAAGACCCCAAGUUAGCUGGUCUGAAUACACUAGCAUGGUCCGUAUGGUUAUCUCGAGGUGCUGGUUUAGUUUUGGCCAUUGAUGGAACGUUGAUUUUACUACCUGUGUGCCGAACGUUUGUACGAUGGAUACGACCUAAGAUCAGGUUCCUACCUUUGGAUGAGAAUAUUUGGUUCCAUCGUCAAGUUGCCUAUUCCAUGCUACUUUUCACCGUCAUCCACGUCGCUGCUCACUAUGUCAACUUCUAUAACGUGGAAAAGACGCAGAUCCGACCAGUUACCGCGAUCGAGAUUCACUAUACCCAACCUGGUGGCAUUACUGGUCAUGUAAUGCUCCUCUGCAUGUUAUUGAUGUAUACCACUGCUCAUCAUCGUAUCCGCCAACAAUCAUUCGAGAGUUUCUGGUACACGCAUCACCUUUUUAUUCCGUUCUUCCUUGGACUUUAUACUCAUGCCGUCGGUUGCUUCGUUCGCGACACUGCCCUGCCCUUUUCUCCAUUUGCUGGUGAUAUAUUCUGGGAGCACUGCAUUGGCUACCAGGGGUGGCGAUGGGAACUGUUUGCAGGCGCCUUUUACCUGGCCGAGCGUCUUUAUCGGGAAGUGCGAGCUAAGCGUACCACUAAGAUUACUCGAGUGGUUCGCCAUCCAUAUGAUGUUGUGGAGAUCCAGUUCGAGAAGCCUUCUUUUAAGUACAAGGCUGGCCAGUGGCUUUUCCUACAGGUCCCCUCGGUCUCCGGUUACCAAUGGCAUCCGUUUACUAUCACAUCUUGCCCAUACGAUCCCUACGUCUCAGUCCACGUUCGACAGGUUGGAGAUUUCACUAGGGCAUUAGGUGAUGCAGUUGGUGCUGGUAGCGCACAAGCCAAGCUUUACGAGGGUGUUGACCCUAUGGGAAUGUACGAAGUCGCUUUACAGAAUGGACAGCAAAUGCCUUUGCUUCGAAUCGACGGACCGUACGGUGCGCCCGCCGAGGAUGUAUUCGAAAACGAAAUUGCAGUACUUAUUGGUACGGGUAUCGGUGUGACGCCAUGGGCCUCUAUCCUGAAGAAUAUCUGGCAUUUACGCAACAGCCCGAACCCGCCUAGACGUCUUCGCCGUGUCGAAUUCAUUUGGGUGUGCAAGGACACUGGCUCUUUCGAAUGGUUCCAGACCCUCUUAUCGUCCCUCGAAUCUCAAAGUAACGAGGCGGCUCUCAUUCCCGGUAGCAACGGUGUGGAGUUCUUGAAGAUUCACACUUACCUAACCCAGAAGCUCGACAUGGACACAACGCAAAAUAUCGUGCUAAACAGUGUUGGUGCCGAUCACGAUCCCUUAACGGAACUUAAGGCGCGAACGAACUUUGGUCGACCCAACUUCCUAAGAAUGUUUGAAGCAAUGCGGGAUGGAAUUAUGGAUCGAACAUACAUCACUGGUCUAGAGGGUAGCAUGCAGACAACAGUUGGUGUAUACUUCUGUGGUCCUGCUGUAGCCGCCCGUGAUAUCCACAAGGCAACCAAGAAAGCAACAUCUAAAGAAGUCCGCUUCCGGUUCUGGAAGGAACAUUUUUAA
Daldinia childiae is the source of this 1662-nucleotide messenger RNA. Its product is annotated as Superoxide-generating NADPH oxidase heavy chain subunit A. The coding region runs from base 1 to 1662 and encodes 553 amino acids. Gene Ontology annotation, molecular function: superoxide-generating NAD(P)H oxidase activity. Gene Ontology annotation, biological process: defense response; superoxide anion generation. Lineage: Eukaryota; Fungi; Ascomycota; Sordariomycetes; Xylariales; Hypoxylaceae. The record is from RefSeq and is a predicted model, not a curated record. Gene Ontology annotation, cellular component: plasma membrane; NADPH oxidase complex. The transcript is spliced from 5 exons.